Molecule: messenger RNA, 613 nt
Organism: Labrus mixtus (cuckoo wrasse)
Lineage: Eukaryota; Metazoa; Chordata; Actinopteri; Labriformes; Labridae
Gene: polr2k
Product: RNA polymerase II, I and III subunit K
Exons: 3
Coding region: 231-407 (58 amino acids)
Biological process (GO): DNA-templated transcription
Cellular component (GO): RNA polymerase II, core complex; RNA polymerase I complex; RNA polymerase III complex
Molecular function (GO): DNA-directed RNA polymerase activity; DNA binding; zinc ion binding
Source: RefSeq, a predicted model, not a curated record
UCUUCAUUUAAAAUCUUUCCCUUUUGUAUAUAUAAUUUAUAUCAAUCAUGCUGUAUGUUCAGAAUUAUUAAUGAUGUUUGUGGCUCACUACUGACGCUGGUUGUGACGAGUUAGCGUCAGUUUGUCGUUACCGCCAUGUUGUUUCUGUGUCAGCAUCGUUAGCAUGCUGUACAUUUAAAACAGAUGUGACUGAGCCUUCUGUGCUUCUCUUGACUUUUACAGAAACAAAAAUGGAUCCACAGAAAGAAACCCAGCCACCGAAACAGCAACCCAUGAUCUACAUAUGUGGAGAGUGUCACACCGAAAAUGAAAUUAAAGCCCGUGAUCCAAUCCGAUGCAGAGAGUGCGGUUACAGAAUCAUGUACAAGAAGAGAACAAAGAGAUUGGUCGUCUUUGAUGCUCGAUGAAGAGAGGGCGAGCAGUGGUUUUGACAGUUGUUGUUAUGUGCUAUUUUUGUAGUAUAUUAUCAUGUAAAUAAAUACAUUGCCGAUCCUGACUUCAGAUUACUAAAUUGUUUUCAAAACUUGCAAUUCCAUGUUAGGGCAGUGCUUUUUUACUUUCCCACAUUUUGAUUAAUUGAAAACAUUUUCAAAUUAAAAAGAUUUUCUCUUUA